AUGUUCCGCACCCAGAUCGUCCGCCAGGCCCGCCUCUUCAGCACCUCCCCCAUCGCUCGCAAGAGCCCCGUCGAGGCCGUCAAGGAUGCCGCGAAGGCUGUGGACCGCACGAUCUCUGGUGCAGCCGUGAAGGGCAUUGAGAAGGGUGAGCAAGUCGCCGAGAAGGUCAAGCAGGCGACCCCCGAGACCAAGGGCGAGGCCAAGGGCCAGGCCAACGAGCUGGCCGGACAGGCAAAGGGCAAGGCGUCCGAACUCGCUGGCGAGGCCAAGGGCAAGGCACAGGAGCUCAAGGGCGAGGCCAAGGCCAAAACAAACCAGAUCUAG
Paraphaeosphaeria sporulosa is the source of this 324-nucleotide messenger RNA. RefSeq lists its product as uncharacterized. The transcript is spliced from 2 exons. NCBI's taxonomy places the organism in Eukaryota, Fungi, Ascomycota, Dothideomycetes, Pleosporales, Didymosphaeriaceae. Bases 1 to 324 code for a protein of 107 amino acids. The record is from RefSeq and is a predicted model, not a curated record.